This is a messenger RNA of Mugil cephalus (flathead mullet), 3505 nucleotides long. It is a transcript of the gene c6h1orf53, whose product is annotated as chromosome 6 C1orf53 homolog. The transcript is spliced from 3 exons. The record is from RefSeq and is a predicted model, not a curated record. Bases 446 to 892 code for a protein of 148 amino acids. Lineage: Eukaryota; Metazoa; Chordata; Actinopteri; Mugiliformes; Mugilidae.
AAUGAAGUACUUAGAUGAGACUUCAAAACUACUAAAGUAUUUAGAUGAGACUUCAAAACUAGUAAAGUAUUUAGAUGAGACUUCGACACAACUUAAGUACUUAGAUGAGACUUAAAAAGUAAUAAAGUACUUCGAUGAGACUUCAAAACUAGAAAAAUGACCUUGCAGUAACAGCUUUCCGCCAGCAGAGGCGCUGUGUGAGCCAAUGAAGAAGUGGUCACAUGUGUCCAAUGUGACGCAAAUAAGGAAGUAAAGGAAGUAGAUCACAUGAUUUCAGUCCACGCAAAACUGAGAGGAGACGGCCGGUGGCAGGAUAGUGAACAUGCCGCACAGACGAUCUUUGACAAGUGUAAAGGAGUUUCCUCAGAAGUCAUAAAAACAGUGUCCAAGUCCUUUUCUGUCACCGUCCACUGGCCCAACGCUGCCGCAGAAGCUUCGCGGGAGCAUGCUGCACCACAAAUACCCGAGCAAAGCAUUUGUCAGCAGACUGGUCCUCCUCCACACCCGCUUUAAUAAACGACUCGUAGCCAUGUCUGUGCCGAGGCCCUCGGAAGAAAGCCGGAGGAGCGGAGGGAAGUCGCAGAUCAGUGCGGGCGGGAGUGCGGCGGCGGCGGCGGCGGCGGGGCCCAGAUCCACCGUGACGGGGGCCGGCCACGCUGCUGCACAGCUGACACAGGAGGAGAUGGACAUCCACAGAAAGCACAGAGAGGCAUGCGAGGCAAAGAAGCAGAUGUACGUCGACCCUUCCAGCGGGUAUAAGGUGUUCACAGAGUAUGCCCACCUUCAGAGAGGGAAGUGCUGUGGCAGCGCGUGCAGACAUUGUCCGUAUGGCCAAGUCAACGUGAAGGACCCCGCCACGAAGAAAGCCUUUAAUUCUCUAUUUUACGUAUAGACCUAACGGACUCGAGGCCCAAGGUAAAACGUUGGAUGCCUGUUUGGGAUGGAACCCGCCACACUUUGCUGUCUUCUGCCUGUCGUUAUUUGGACUACUUGAGAGUCAUUUUUUUUUUUUUUUUUUUCUUUUUAGCCGUGUAAUAAAUGAUGAAAUAUGGGUAGUGUCUGUGCAACACCUACCUCAUAUGAAUCACAACUAUUCUUAGGAUUAUUUCAAUUCUCAGGAAAACAGCCAAAGAAGGAGAAAGGAUUCGUUCGCGAGACCCUCAUGUAAAAAAAAGUCUUUUAUCACAUUUUUGUUUUACUACAUUUUUCAGAUGCCUCAUCUAAAAUGUCUAAUGAAAAGCCCUGAGCUGCGUUUUUUUCUUCUUCUUUUUUCCUUUUUUUUCCAUUUCUCUUCAAGAGUAUUUAAUAUUUUGUAGUAUUGCGCUCCUCUGAUGCAUUUACAAGGGUUGUGGGAGUAUGGAGAUGAAAACUGAGUGCAUUUUAGAUCUUCGCCCUCAAGAUAAAGGGCAUAUAAGCGAAAGUAACUGCGGAUACUCAGAUGGAGUCUUGUGCUCUUUUGCUUUGCAUCUCUUGUUAUCUUUUUCUCUCCCAAACGUACGACUGCAUGAAUAUUAGCAUCAUUUACACUCCACAAGUGCUCGACUGAACUGUCUACCUUUGACUGAAAUAGCCUACUGUGCUGUUAAAAAUAGGAAGGGGCCAUGGGUCAGCCCUCACACUUGGCUGCGCUGCUUUUACACCACUUGAUGGAAUCAGGCUGUUAGCAAACAUGCCAUGGACAUCAACAAGCAGCUCUUCCCACUGGACUUGCAACUCUGCCUCCUGGCAACACUUGGCUACAGCACAGCUCCCCGCCGGCUGCUCUCCUGAGCCGCAGCCUAAUGAACUCCUGGGCCCUCUUAUCCCAGGACUGCAAUAGAUCAGCUCAUGUUCAGCAGAUGCAUAGGCAGGCUUACUCCGUCAGAACACCCCGUGGCUCCUAAUGGGCCGAUAUAGAAUAAAGGUUGCACUUAACACCGCCCUUUGUAGCCCACAGUAAUAGCGCUAGGUAAGGUCAAGCGCUCAUACAGCACUACCUGUGCGUGCAAGAGAUGUCGAGGAAAGAUGUGCCACUUGAUUUGUGAGUGCAUGUGGGCAGGCAGCGCGAUGCCUUCAGGCGCUCGCUCUGAACCUGCCACACACACUCGCCUGUCUCCGCCUGAUUGGGCAAACAGCGUCGUGAUGAGAGGAUGUGUCUGCCGCGGGAUUCUGUCGCAGCCGCCUACCGGCGCGGCCGCAAUUUUCCUCGGCAGGUGGGUCCCAAAGGCAAGUGCUUAGUGAUCGGAGCAAAGCCCUGUGAGCGGCUACAAGGAGAUUCAUGAUCCCAACAGUGCUGGGGAGGACAGGUUGUGGGGACGCGUCGUCAGGCGGGAUGAGAGGCGAAUUUAUUUGGUGUUAUUCUAAACCGAGGCAGCGGAGCGUGCGGCAGCAACAUUUCUGCAGCGGGACAGUGAAGGUGUCACACUCAUCAAGUACCUGGGCCCGCUUGCCUGCCGUGGCUCUGCGGGUUUUGCCUAGGGACUUGUCUGUCACAUUAAAGUAGAUGCAUUGCCAUUCAGGGCCUCGGCGGUCCCGCAGCCUGACCAUGAAAUAGGCCAACUUUCAUGUCUGCCUCAUCCCUCCACGUCUUCUCAAUCCAGUGAUGGCACAGUUUGAAAUGAUUUAUUUUUUUAUUUUUUUUUCACCCCCCCCCCCCCUUCCUCAUCAUGUUCUAACCUAGCAGUUGGUGACUGAGACACAAACAGCACAGCAAUCCUAUCGACAGAUUUCUGCAGAAAUUUACUUAAAUUACUCCUCCUGCCACCGGAACAGUGAAUCGUGAUGGGCCAUUUGUUGUGCAUUUUCUUGAAUUGCGCUUUAAAAUGCUCGUCUCGCGCGCUUCCAUGGAGCUUGCAAAUAUCCGACAGAUUGUUUAGAAUUAACUAAAGCCAAUUAAAUGCAUUUUGACAGAUUCGUAACCUUAAUAUCUAAUUUGCGAAGGAGUUCACUGGUUGAUUUUUUUUUAGCUGUUUUACGAAGCGGUGGGGUGAUGAUAAAUACGUUUGAGAAGUUUUACUCCUUGGCUCGACACCCGCGCGCGCGCUGUUAGCAGACACUGGCGGUGGUAUUCCCUCACUGCAGAUGUGCUCCCCGAGUUACAAGCAGCCGACGAGACAUGUGAGGUGUUUAUUUCAGGCGUUUUGGACUGAACAUCUCUGACCCUCAGCCGUAGCAUAUGCUGCACUGGAGCGGAGUGGCAGCUAUAGAGCGUGUGCCUUUCUACAGGACGGUGGCAUUAGCCGCAGAGAAAGAGAGAGCUGUCCAGUUUGGAUCUGUGACCAGACGGGCUCUAGUCACAACCAGUUGACAGGCCAAGCCGCCCCCCCUACCCCCACCUCACACACACACACACACACACACACACACACACACACACACACUCCCAUCUGAAACAGGCGCAGCAGCCCUGCGGCCAAUGGCCCCAACCACAGUCAGUUACAGUGUCUCCAUCACUGUUGGCCAGACCAGCCAGGAACUGACACAGGGUUGGCGGGGAGAAAAAAAAAAAAAAAAAAAAACCUUGAGU